AUGAUACCACAUGGUAAAUUGGACAGCAAUCUGAUAAUCCCGGCCAGGAGCCCAGGCAACAGCCCGCAGCGGUGCGGGAGCUGCUCCCAGGGAAAGGCCGACUGCUGCUCUUUGAAGGCCACCUGGUGGUUGGACUUGUGCUUAGAGCCAACGAGCGCAUCCCUGUUCAAAGUCAGCUUCAAGCUGCAGCUUCUGGCCUGUCGGCAGCUUAAGAAAGCGACGGUGAAAGUCGUCCUGAAGAGCUCUGCGCUGAAGAAGUCGACUCCCAGAGCAGUGUUGCAGGAGACGAUCAGAGAACUGCUAAGAAAUGUUUAUGUUUCACUUAAUUAUGUUGUUACCGUUACCCCAAAUCUUGAAAACCUCAUCGUGUGUAUUGAAAUACUGUCUGUAGACCCUCUGACGGAUGAAGCUGGUCUGAUAACCCCCCAGACGAGCAUCAAAAUUAAAGAGGUGGUCACUUUGGAAUGGUACAGACAUUUGUCAGAAGACACGGCAAAAACUUCAGUUGCGGGACUAGAGGAUGUGGGAAAGUCUUUGAAAGAAAUGAUUGAGCUGCCUCUCCGCUUCCCGAAAACUUUUAAGAAGCUGGGGCUUUCUGUCCCUAAUGGGGUGCUACUAAUAGGCCCCCCAGGUGUGGGGAAAACUCUGAUGGUGAAGGCAGUAGCAAAAGAAGUGGGUGCGUAUCUGUUUUGCAUCAGUGGUCCAGCCCUCUGUGGCUCAAGGCCGGGAGAAAGUGAAGAGAAUUUGCGACGGGCCUUUGAAAAGGGCAGAGAAAUGUCGUCUGAAGGCCCAACCAUCCUCUUUAUUGAUGAAGUUGACUCUUUGUGCCCAAAGCGAGGAGGUGCAAACAAUGCUCCUGAAGAUCGAAUUGUUGCUCAGUUACUGACGCUGCUCGAUGGUGUGGGCAGUGAGGGUAGGAUGGUCGUUGUGGCAGCAACAAACAGGCCUGAUGCCUUGGACCCUGCAAUGAGAAGACCUGGCAGAUUUGACAGAGAGGUGAUUAUUGGAACGCCAACACUUAUGCAAAGAAGAUCUAUCCUGCAGCUGCUUACAUCUAGUAUGCCUCUUUCUGCAGACAUUGAUUUGGCUAAACUGGCAGAGAUGACAACUGGGUAUGUUGGAGCUGACCUUACAGCACUCUGCAGAGAAGCUGCUAUGCAGGCUGUGUUCCACAGCUCUUUGGAUUCAACUGAAAUGGUGAUUAAUGCUGCACAUUUCCAAGAAGCUUUUAAAAAAAUUCAACCAUCGUCUUUUCGAAGUGCUAUUGGACUAAGAGAGUAUAAACCUGUCACUUGGGAGCAAAUUGGUGGCCUUGAAGAUGUGAAAUUAAAGUUAAAGCAGAGCAUUGAAUGGCCUAUAAAAUUUCCUCAAGCAUUUGCUAGGAUGGGCCUGUCUCAUCCUAAGGGUAUUCUUCUCUAUGGGCCUUCAGGGUGUGCCAAAACUACACUGGUGAAGGCUGUGGCCACAAGUUGUCACUGUUCCUUUUUCUCUGUGAGUGGUGCUGACCUUUUCUCACCUUAUGUUGGAGAUUCUGAGAAGAUUUUGUCUCAGGUUUUUCGCCAAGCAAGAGCAAACACUCCAGCAAUCAUAUUCCUGGAUGAGAUUGAUUCAAUCUUGGGCUCUCGAUCACACUGCAGAGCUGGCCAUGGUGUCUCAGAGCGGGUUCUUUCCAUUCUUCUCAAUGAGUUGGAUGGUAUUGGGGUGAAAGCUACAGAAAGCAGAGGAAGCAGACUACAGCUGGAGGGGCAAUGUCAAGAACAAAGUGACGAGGAGAGAAUGCUAGAGUUUCAGGAAACUUUGAACAAAGACUUCAUGGUAGUUGCUGCAACAAAUAGACCAGACAUGUUGGAUGAUGCUUUAUUGCGUCCCGGAAGGCUAGACAAGGUCAUCUAUAUUCCACCUCCAGAUCUGAAGGGAAGGCUUUCCAUUUUGAAAAUCUGCACAGAAAAAAUUCCAUUAGAUACUGAUGUGUCCCUACAAGAUGUGGCAGUCCAAACAGACCUCUUUUCUGGAGCUGAUAUUGAAAAUCUCUGCAAGGAGGCUGCUUUGUUGGCUUUGCAAGAAAAUGGACUUGAAGCAACUACUGUAAAACAUGAGCAUUUUGUACAAUCAUUGAGGACUGUAAAACCAUCCUUAAACAAAAAAGACUUGGAAUUUUAUGAAAAAAUUUAUAAUCAAGAAUUAGCUUGUUGA
Chaetura pelagica (chimney swift) is the source of this 2193-nucleotide messenger RNA. RefSeq names its product spermatogenesis associated 5-like 1 (gene AFG2B). Lineage: Eukaryota; Metazoa; Chordata; Aves; Apodiformes; Apodidae. Gene Ontology annotation, molecular function: ATP binding; ATP hydrolysis activity. The transcript has 9 exons. The coding region runs from base 1 to 2193 and encodes 730 amino acids. The record is from RefSeq and is a predicted model, not a curated record.